Doryrhamphus excisus (bluestripe pipefish) is the source of this 9011-nucleotide messenger RNA. It is a transcript of the gene fam120c, whose product is annotated as family with sequence similarity 120 member C. Lineage: Eukaryota; Metazoa; Chordata; Actinopteri; Syngnathiformes; Syngnathidae. Gene Ontology annotation, cellular component: nucleus. The record is from RefSeq and is a predicted model, not a curated record.
GCCUCCUCUCUCCGCUUUCCGCCCCCCGCCUUCUCUCCCACUCCACUGGGCCGCGAGGAAGUCGCAAGAUGGCUGAUGUCGCUUGGAAGUAAUGUUCCCCCUUUGCAACAUGAAGCCGUGAGUGUGGAAGACGAGCGAGGGAGGCAUAAUCGGGCUUUUAUUUUUCAUUUUCUUUUAGUUUAUUUUCUUUUAUUCCGUCAAACAGUCAUCUCAUUCCGCGUCGUAUCCGCCCCGGACUUGUCUUCGGGAGUUGACGCGUCAAAUCACGCCGGGGACCCUGCCAGCAGCUAGCCACACAGUUAGCAAAUAGAAGUACAGCUAGCCAGACAGACAGCCGCAGCGUUUGUUCGUUUAUCGCUGUUAGCGUUUUAACCCUGGCGACACAACUGAUCACUGCUAUAGACACAUGCUCAAAUUUAACCCGCUCCUCAGUUUAAAAGACGUCGAAACACCAGCACUGUCAUUUGGAACAAUUUUGCUAGCUGCUCGGGUUAACAUGUCCGCGAACUGGCCGUCCAGUCUGCGGUUUGCUAACUAGUGCGCAGUAUUUGAUCUAUUUCAUGUGAGCGAGCGGGCCAUUUCUGGAGGGAUUGUUAAUAUUUAGCACGCAGAGGGAUUGCAGUUUUACACCCAUAACUGUAUAUUUUGGAGUACGGUUAUGUGCUAGUCAAAUUAUGGCUGCAGCGCAAAUUGACAACUAGUUGUAGCCACACUGGCCUUGUUGGCCUCAUCGAAAUCCACAGCAAUGGACACUCAACUCCGCAGCCACGUCUAAAUCUGAUAAAUUGGAAUUUUUCGGGGGAGAGUAACUACAGCAGGCCCAAAUCACACGACCGUAUAUGAAUGACCAGUUGAUUAUCAGGGUGUCAGCUACUUCGAAGGGUUAACUAACACACUUGUCAAUCACUACUUGGGAGACAGUUAGCUCGCUGUUAGCUAGCUUGUCUCGCUCCACAUCACUUUACAAACACGGCGUACAGAACGUAUUCAGAGCCCACUCCCGGCCAGACACACAGGCUCAAUAACACCGUCAUGGGAGUGCAAGGCUUUCAAGAGUAUCUGGAGAAGCGUUGUCCCGGGGCCGCUGUCCCCGUGGACCUGCUUAAGCUCGCGCGGACCGCGGCCCGUCAGCCCCCUCACCACCAUCACCCACACCACCACCCACACCAUCCCGGGCCCAUGCCUCCCCCGCCUCCACCUGCGAGGAUCCUCAUCGACGCCGACUCCGGCCUGCAACGCCUCUACGGUGGCUACCAGACAGAUUGGGUUUGCGGUGGCCAGUGGAACGCCAUGCUAGGCUACCUGGCCGCGCUGUCCCAGGCCUGCCUGUUCCAGGGUGGCCUGGAGCUGGUAGUGGUUUUCAACGGCACACUUGGGAAGGAGCGCUGGCCGGAGUGGGCGCGGCGGGUUCAGGGCCAGCGACAGACUGCUCAACUGAUAGUCAACCACGUCGGCAGCAAGGCUACCCCGCCUCCCCGGGCAUGGUUCCUGCCCCCGGCCUGCCUCAGCCACUGCGUCCGCCUCGCCAUGUUCCGCUUCCGAGUGCGGGUUGUACAGACUUUGGAAGAUCAUCACCAGGAAGUGCUGUCUCUCUACAGGGACUUUGGAUUUGCUGGCCUGAUAGCUCAGGAUUCUGAGUUUGCACUCUGCAACGUACCUGCCUAUUUCUCCUCACAUGCACUCAAGCUGAGCUGGAAUGGCAAAAACCUGACCACACACCAGUAUCUGCUGUCUGAAGCUGCCAGGCAGCUCGGGCUCAAGACUCAGCACCUGCCCUGCUUCGCUGCUCUGCUGGGAAAUCAUAUUCUGCCUGAUGAAGACCUGGCUGCCUUCCACUGGAGUCUGCUGGGACCAGAACACCCACUAGCAUCUCUCAAGGUGCGAGCCCAUCAAUUGGUGCUGCCACCCUGUGAAGUGGUGAUCAAGGCCGUGUCAGAGUACGUCUCCUCCAUCAAAGACCUUGGAAACCUGGAUGCAAUCGCUAGCGAUGUCUUCAAACAGUCACAGUCUCGCAUGGAGGACAAGGUGGAUCGAUUCAAGAAAGCUGUGGAUUAUUUCUCAGCUGCCUCCAAAUCACGAUCGCCUAACAUGGGACCCCCGUCUUUCAUUUUACCUGGGUUUGGGCCCACUCCAUUUGGAGGACCACCUGGCCACAUGGGACCGAUGCAUCUUGGAAAAAAUCAGUUCCCUCCUCCUCAGAUGCCUGGCUUAAAACCACCUUUUCCAAAUGCUCCAUUUGGACCUGGGUCCACCCCCCUGUUUCAGGACCCACCGCCUCCAUCCCAAGACUGCAAUGAUUCACCAACAGGAAAGAUGGGCUUCUCUGACUGGUCAGCGCCAUACGAUUCCACUCAGGGCGGAGGCCGUUUGCCAAAUCACCACGCAGGCACUCAGUCCGGUCCUUCUCCGUCACCUUCCUCAUCAUCAGAUGGUGAUGAACCCAAUGACAGCAAUGCAAACCAUUUGACGGACAAGCCCUCACGCUGGGAGGGCCCGGUCUCUGGAGACGGUUCCCAAGGCAACGGGAGCGGAUCAAACAUUCCGUCACUGCUGUCUAUGGCGACGAGGAGUCACAUGGACAUAACCACACCCCCAUUGCCUCAGGUCAGUGCUGAGGUUCUUCGUGUAGCAGAACAUAGACACAGAAGAGGGUUGAUGUACCCGCAGAUUUACCACAUUUUGACCAAGGGAGAGAUGAAAAUGCCAGUAUGUAUAGAGGAUGAGUGUAACUCUGAGCUGCCCCCUGCCUCUCUGCUGUUCCGUGCUGCCAGACAAUAUGCCUAUGGCGUCCUCUUCAGUCUGGCUGAGACACACCGCCGCCUGGAAAGACUCGCCCUCCGCAAGAGAGCUCCGCUGGAAGUUCCUCCAGUGAUUGUCAAAGAGUGGAGCAGUGGGAAAGCCAAGUCGGCUCUGACUCCCGAACUGGUUCCGGCUCUGUGUUUCCGGGAGUGGACCUGCCCAAACUUGCGUCGCCUGUGGUUGGGCCGUGCCAGUGAGGACCGCUCCAGGAGAACCAGGGCCUUCUUGGCCUGUCUACGCUCUGACUGUCCAGCCCUCCUCAACCCAGCACAGGUCCCACAGCAUCUGCUGCUCAUGUGCUGCGUGCUCAGGUAUAUGAUGCAGUGGCCUGGAGGGAGGAUCCUCCAGAGACAUGAGCUGGAUGCCUUCUUGGCCCAGGCGGUUUCCAAUCAGCUCUACGAACCAGACCAGCUACAGGAGCUCAAGGUGGAGAAGGUGGAUGCCCGCGGCGUGCAGCUGGCUGCUCUCUUUAUGGCCGGUGUUGACACAGCACUUUUCAUCAACGAUGUAUGCGGCCAGCCAUUGCCAUGGGAACACUGCUGUCCCUGGGGCUUCUUUGAUGGCAAACUGUUCCAGAGCAAACUGGCCCGCGCCGCCCGUGAUCGUGCUGCCCUGCUAGAUAUGUGUGAAGGCCAGGAGGAGCUGGUGUCCAAAGUGGAGAAGAUGCGUCAGGCGAUACUUGAGGGGAUCAAUCUGUCUCGUCCUCCUCCACCACCUCCCCCGCUUCCACCCCCUGCCUUUUUACCACCUGCCAUGGUGCCCCCUUUUUACCCAAUGCCCCCUCUCUAUCCGCCGCGGCCCAUGGGUGGCAUGCCUCCUCAUCACCCGCAUCAUCCACACCACCCUGCCCAGCACAGACCCAGAGCCUUCCCAGGCAUCCAGUCCAUACCUCCUCAGGGAGGAAAACUGGAGAUUGCAGGCAUGGUUGUCGGCCAGUGGGCUGGGAACAAGCCAAUACGCGGCAGAGGAGGGUUCAACAUGCAAGUGGUUUCAGUGGGAACAGGGAAAGGGAGGGGUAAAGAUAUUCCAGCAAAGCUGCGGGGAGGGAAAAAGGCAACUCCCAGCAGAACACAGACAUCGUCACCCCCUCCAUCCAACAGUCCCCCAAAGCCCCCAGAAGAGGUGGGCUCGACGCCAGAGGUUGCGACUCAGCAGCUGAAUGGCAGCUCAGCAGCCAUCGGGCAGCCCUUGGAGCUGGUCCCCCUGGCCCAGCCAAUCCAGUGUGCCUUAGCCAGCAGAGACAACCAAUCACAGGGGGUUGAAGUGGAGGCCCCCUGUUGCCUUGACGACUGCCCGUCAGAUGGAGCGCUACAGAAGGAAGAGUGACGACGUCUUUAGGAUGCGCUGCUCGGAAAGAGUUAUGUGUUUGACUGCCUUUCCCUGUCUUUGUAGCACUGAUUGCUAACUGUGCAUGUUAUCCCAUGGAGCAGGAAGCCUUUAGAGUAUCUGUCGGAUAUUCCGUUCUGUUCCAUGCGAUGCAUCCAAACAGUUGGUCGUCAAAGCAGUUAAACCCCAUUUUUAGUUUUCUCAUGUGCUUUUAUGUUUUUAUAAAGAGAUUUUCUCGAAGUUUGUAAACGCCCCACCCCUCCAAAAAUAGCCUCCCUUGCCGCACACAAAGUAAAGUAAGCUUCAAGUUCCACCCCCAGUUACCACCCGCCGCUUAAACAAGCCCCCCUUCCAAGUACGGUCAUCCGUAAAGUUUUGAGUUUUCUAUGUCGUUUUAACGGUCCCAUUGUUUGAGAAACUGCGCACACAUUGCAGUUCCCGGUGACAGAUUGGAUGUGGUUUCCAUGGUUACAACAUCUCGGCCUCGUCGCCAUGGUCUGUGUGUCGAUGCGAUUUGUGAUUGUCAUGUCAUGUAAGCUUUGAUCGAUGGAGCUCAAAGAGACGUUCAGAGGCUACCUCUGAAUUUGUUGAAAAUAUUCAAAAGUCACUUUUGUCUGCACAGUAUCUCCCCCCCGCCCCCCUCGCCCCCCCCGACUGUGCAAGAUAACCUGCUAAAAAAAAAGAAGUUAGCAUUUUUGCUAGCCGUACCCCUCUUGAUAGUUGAGUUGGUUAUCUAGCACUGGACUAGCAUGUCUGCACCACCAUAUUAGGAUGCUAUUUGACUUUGACCUACAGUAUGUAGCAUAGCCCAGAGCUUAGCUGUGCUAAUAGACCCCAGGAAUUUAUGCAUCUUAAUCCCUAAAGUAUGCAAGGUUUUACCCUGCUCCUUAAAAAAAAAAAUCUAUUAAUUCCCCACCCUCCUGCCCCUUUUUCCCAAAGUUUUGAUUGUACUAUUCCAACAGAAGCACUUGAUGUUGUAUUUAAAUGUAAGACAUUUUUAAAUAGGCCCCUGAUACAGAUUGACUUGUGUGUGGGGGGGGUGUGCGCCUAAUUAACGAUAAUGACAUGUAGAACGACAUUUAAAGUUAGAGAUCUAUUUGAAAGACGUCAGAAUGUGUACAGAGUGGUGCCAGACAAAGACGCACUUUGUUUUUUUUUUUUCAAGAUGUUUAAACCACACUGGAAGGUCCUCUGCCAGGAAUAUAGAGAAGCGAAAAACACUCUGAGGCACCUUUCUAGAGUUAAAGGCCAAAAAGAAAAAGACUGCUGCCCAUGCAGAUAAACACAGAAGGUCCCAUGCAGACUCUCUGCAACGCGACGUCAUUCACUUAAGAACUUUCUUAAGGACACCUGAUUCUCCAUGUUUCCAGGGAGUCACUUUCAGAACAGUAACGUCCAAAGUGAAUUUUAACGCAUCCGGCUGACAUGCGGUCACCGAUGUCAUAUAUGGGUGCGCCAGCUUUGGCCUCAAAGAUCCCUCCAUAUCCUUUUGGUGGCGAAUGACGAGCCGUUGUCUUGACAAUAGAGCGACGUGCGCCGCCAAGCUCUAGUGUGUCACUUUAAACCAACAGAAUGCUCUUCUCUGCCGUAUGGUAACUGCCAACGAGGUGGCAACUUUACGGGUCGGAACACGCGUCACGAAGAGAGGGACCCCUCACAGUGCCCCCUAGUGUCCCACUCAAUAGGAUAGUGAAUUGUUUUGUGAAAGCACUUAUGUUUGUAUUGAACAAAAUGUCCCCCUCAACAAACAAUGGAAAUAAACAUAUGUACUUAUCAGUUCUAUAUACCGAACAACUGCAUGUUGCAAAGCAGUAGACAUACCCGAGAGACGCUGGCCACGAGCGCGGAAAAUACGCUCUGUACAGCAUAAAAGGCAAAAGUCAACAAGAAAGCACCUUAUUUUCAUACCACGUUGAUGACUUGUGCUCUUUUGCGUGCCACAAAAUUGACAUGGGAACGCCGUUUUAAAGGAAAAGACCGUGACUAUAUGUAAGCGUUAAUGUAGUCUCGUCAGACAUCCCCCAUGUUAUGAACACAACCAUUAACAGCGAGAUGCCGAUAUCUGACCCAGUGACGGGCGCAGGCUUGCACUCGUCACAUGGCUGGGAUGCGCCGUCGUCUCCUAACACGUAACGACAGGAAAAGAGUUUAUUGGUCAGAAGUAAACCUACACCACUGGGUGCUGUGUUUUUUUUUGGCGUCUGGACUCAAAAAAAAAAAAAACACUUAAGACAUGAAGACUAGGCUAGAGAAUAUGGCUCCACCGGCUGAAAUACCAAGUCUAGACUUUGUAGGAGUCGCGUACUUAACUGCGUUCAACCGUUUUGACAUUAGGACAUGUAUUUCAAAGUACAUUGUUAGAGGAUGGCUUUUCUGUGGCGAGCCAAUGUGAUCAGGUAUAUAAUGCCCUCUACGGAUUUGCUCGCCACUCACGAACACACACAAAAAUAGUACUCAUAUAACGCAAACACAGUACACACACACACACACACACACUUUCAUUCUCUCUGCUUUCGUACUGAAGUGAUAUAUUUGUGCAGUUUCAGUUGCCAGUGGAGUGCUUGUCAGUUCAUUGGAGAUCAUUUAACACAUUUGACUGACUCUGAAUCCCUUACACUCGUGUUUGCAUGGACAUGAUUUAAAAAAAAAAAAAAAAAAUACACGAUACAGCUUUCAAGGUAGUCGAGUACCACGCUGAUACAUGCACAUAGCCACACAACACAUGCACAUACAUAGAUGUUAAACCCUGAGUUUCACAAUAGCUAGUAUGGAUUAAAAAAAAACAGCAACACAAUACAUAAUUUAGUGUCCCUCUUUUGUCUGGUUUUAGUUCAAUAGGGAUUUCAUUAGUGAUUUUUUUUUUUUAAUGCUUGUUAAACCAACAUCAACCUUUCCCUGCUUUUUUGACAUGUUGUCCCCGCUAUCCCUACGCCGUUUUUCUUUUAAAUGCUCUUCCUUUUUCAGCACGUACACAUACACAGAUCCCGCUCACUUCGGUCCCCACAAAGCAAGAACUUUGGAUUCGGCACAAGGCCAUCACCGCUAGAGAUAUUUCUCUAGGUCACAACAGUUUAUUUUGAAACAUACAAAAAUUACAAUCAGGAAAAUAAUACAAUUACACUUGCACAAUUCAAGACGUCUACACAAAUUUUAUUGACCUUAAUCAAAGAUUCCAAAAGUCAAUUUCUAUACGUGAUCUUCAAAUUUGAGUAUUUUAAUGAUACAGUAAACCUCGGAUAUAUCGGAUUCAAUUGUUCCCACUGGUUUUAUCCGAUAUAAACGAAAUCCGUUAUAUGCGUAUACCGGAAAAUGUCCGUUUUACGCAGAUAUCGGAUUUAUAUCCGGUAUAUGCGUAAAUCGGAUUUUAUCCGUUAUAAAAAGGCACUUCCUUGACUAUGUUUCCAAUGUACCUGGACGCGCAGGCAACGCUGCAAAUGACGUCGUAUAGCGGCCUGUCACGAUUCGGCGAAUUGGAGCGCCACGAUGCGGCCAUCCGAUAUAUGCCAGGGAAAUUUAAUGGAAAUGCAUUGGAACGGGAUUGGAGAUUUUGUCCGAAAUAGGCGAAAUCCGUUCUAAAAAAUCCGAUAUAUGCAAUGAAUUUUUAUUGGAAAUGCAUUACAGAAAAAUCGGUUCUUUUUUAUCUGUCCGUUGUGAGCGAAUUUCCGAUAUAUCCGAGUCGGAUAUAUCCGAGGUUUACUGUACAUGCCCUCAAAGUGUUCCAACCUUCAACCGUUUGGCCUUACGGGUACUUGGCUACUCCAGAGAUUUCCUCAUCGGGGACCACACACACACACCGUCACUUCAGUUUCCGAGUGAACAUACACAUACACACACACACACAGUCACAAUCGGAUAAACUUUCCUUAAGUUCUUCCUUUAACUCCACCGCCUCCACGCUUGUCCCCGUAGCCCUAGGAUCAUUUGCAUUGGCCGCCUUUCUCUUUUCUUUCUAAGCUGCCCCGCCCCCUUUUUAAUCAACCCAACUAACAGUAAAGGUUCUCUUAACGUUAAUAAUCCGUUUCUGUAUGUAUCUAGCCAGUUUGAAAAAAAAUUCCGAAAAAAAAAAACUUCAAUUCAGUUGUGCAAAAUUGUGUUUUCUUACUAUUUUAAUGUUAUUACAUCUAAUCUAAUCCUUCUACCAUUGCUUCAGUUAGUACUGAAAUACGCUUAGCCAACCUAGAGAUUUUUAACUGUAACGAUUGCGAUUUUCCUUACCUUUUUGUAUGGCAUCUUUAGAUCACUUCACCAUUAAUGUACUUAAGUAAAUAUUGCCCGUUACUUAAUGAGAAUCAUUGUCUGCACUGUUGAUUUUCAUAAUAUCCCUAAUGAUAAUUUUGUGGUCGACUCUACCAAUCUAAGCUGAACUCUGCGCCCUUGCACAAAGCAGCCGAACAUCUCCCCUAAGAACCAAAGUAUCUACCUAGAGUCCCCCACAUUUUUCCUGCCCCCCCCCGUCCCCCCUACCCAAAGUUCCCAUAGUCUUAUCCCUGCCUCCUACAAAUAUUGACAGCUUGCCGAGUUUAUAGAUGAGUAUAAUUAUAUAUAUAUAUGUAUAAUGACAUUGCAGCACAUGUAUUUUUAAGACUGUGAGGUAACGGUGGAUGUACACUGUGGUUGUCGUGGAGACGCAAACAGACGGGGAAGCAGGAAAAGAAGUGCGAAGAGCGAGAAGUAGUCGAUAGAGCACCAGAUUGCGUCUCGCUCUCGUAUCGUUCGCGCAGAUUCAGCAGUUCCGCAUUGACUGAAUUUUUUUUUUUUUUUUAGGCUGUGUGAACCACUGCACACACAUCAGAGCCGGUAACGCUUGACAAAUACGCUUGUCAGUCGCCGACGGAUUUUUUUUUUUUUAGUGCCCUUCCCUUUUCCCCAUUUUAUUUUAUUUUUUU